Molecule: messenger RNA, 4728 nt
Organism: Trifolium pratense (red clover)
Lineage: Eukaryota; Viridiplantae; Streptophyta; Magnoliopsida; Fabales; Fabaceae
Product: pentatricopeptide repeat-containing protein At2g32630
Exons: 2
Coding region: 298-2178 (626 amino acids)
Molecular function (GO): protein binding
Source: RefSeq, a predicted model, not a curated record
GGAUAGAGGAUUUGGUAAUGGAAGAAAUGAAAAACAUAAGAAAUGGAGAGGAUCUCAACUCUCAGAAAUGUGAACACUGAAACUCUUUCGGUCAAAAAAAAAAAAAACACUGAAAACUCUUCUUCAUCUUCGGUAGAUUGAUUCAGUUCAGUUCUUCAUACUCAACACUCUCUUGAAUUGAAGAACCAUCAAUAACCGUAAAUAAGGUCUGUGUAACAAUCUCAAUCCCUCUUCGCUAAAUUUUUGAACACACUCUUUGUUAAUUAUUCUUUGAAUUUCAUUUGUGAAACAAAAACAAUGUGUUCCCAGAAGACCCUUUUGAGAAUUUUCAACAAAGGUGUGACCUUUCCUUCAAAACAACAUGAAAUUGUUCAUAAGAUUACUCAAAACCUCAUUAAUUCAAGUAACCACAACUAUUUCAAACCUAAUAAUACUGAACUUCAUUCAAUGAUCUCCUACAUAACCCCCCAUGUUACUUACUGUGUUCUCUCGGACCCUAUUCUCCAACCUCAUUCUUGUUUAACCUUUUUCCAUUUCCUUAAAACCCAACAUUCCGACAUUUCACUCAAACCUGACCUUAAAGCCCAUUUGAUUCUCAUUUCGAGGCUUUUCGAAGCUCGGAAAUUUGCCACCAUGAAGAGUAUUUUGAAUGGUGUGGUUAAUGAUUCGGAAAUUCGUUGCCCCGUUUCGGGUAUUGUUGAUUUGGUUGAUGAAUUUGAGCCUCAUUUUGUUGAGAAGCUUUUUGACAUGUUGUUUAGGGUUUGUUCUGAUAAUAGGUUGUUUGAAGAAGCAAUUAGGGUUUAUGAUUAUGCGGAAGAAAAAGGGUUGGUGAUAGAGGAGAGGUCUUGUUUUGUGCUUUUGAUGGCUUUGAAGAGAUGUCGUGAGGUUGAGUUGUGUCUUAGGUUUUUCCGUCGGAUGGUUGAGUCUGAUGGUAUUGAAAUUAGGGUUCAGUCUUUGACACUUGUGGUUGAUGUGUUGUGUAGGAAGGGAGAGGUUGAGAAAGCCAAGGAGUUGAUGGAUGAGUUGGUGGGUAAAGGCAUGGUGAAACCAACUGUGUUUACUUACAAUACAUUGUUAAAUGCAUAUGUCGGAAGAAAGGAUCAAAAGGGAGUUGAUGAGAUAUUGAGGCUGAUGGAGAAGGAGCAAGUUGUUUUUAGUGUUGCUACUUAUAGUAUUUUAAUUCAGUGGUAUUCGAUUUCUAGCAACAUUGAGGAAGCUGAGAAGAUAUUUGAGGAAAUGCGUCAAAGAAAUAUGCCAAUGGAUGUUUAUGUUUAUUCGUCGAUGAUAAGUUGGAAUUGUAGGUUAGGAAAUAUGAAAAGGGCUUUUGCUUUGUUUGAUGAGAUGACUCAGAGAGACAUUGCUCCAAACGCGCAUACUUACGGCGCCUUGAUAGGUGGUGUGUGCAAAGCAGGUCAAAUGGAAGCUGCAGAAAUCUUGUUGGAAGAGAUGCAAAGUAAGGGACUUGACCUAAAUCUAGUAAUAUUUAACACAAUGAUCGAUGGUUACUGCAAACGAGGAAUGAUGGAUGAAGCUUUGAAGCUGCAAGCAAUCAUGGAAAAAAAAGGACUCAACUCAGAUGUGUUUACAUACAACAUUCUUGCAAAUGGGCUCUGCAAAUUGCACAGGUUUGACGAAGCCAAGUGUAUUUUAAAUUCAAUGGCUGAGAAAGGAGUGGAACCAAAUGUUGUGACUUUCACUACGUUUAUCGAGAUAUAUUGCAAGGAAGGAAACCUUGCAGAAGCUGAGAGGUUCUUUAUGGACAUGGAGAAAAGGGGAAAAGUGCCUAAUAUUGUUACAUAUAACACACUGAUCGAUGCAUAUUGCAAGAAAGAAAAAGUGAAGCAAGCACAUACGGUAAAAUCUGAAAUGAUAAACAAGGGGUUUUUACCAGAUGUAUAUACAUACUCAUCACUAAUACAUGGGGAAUGUAUUGUCGGCAGGGUAGAUGAUGCACUUAAGCUUUUCAAUGAAAUGGGGUUAAAGGGCAUAGCUGGAAAUGUUGCGACGUAUACAUCAAUUAUUUCAGGUUUAUCGAAGGAGGGGAGAGCAGAUGAAGCUUUUAAGUUAUAUGAUGAGAUGAUGAAAAUGGGCCUAACACCUGAUGAUAGAGUCUUCGCCGCACUUGUUGGCAGUCUUCACAAACCCCUCACGCAUGCUGAUCUAAAACAAAAUGAAUAAGGAACAAAAGUAGACGCUUCUGAUAUCUCAAUAGGGUCAAAUAUUUAUUUGUCAAAUGCACACGGGAAGGAAGUAAGAAAUUGUGGUUAAGGGUGUGAGAGAAUGAUGAUUUUCAUCUUUGGAACUCAAGCGAGAAGACCCAUGUUGAGAGGAAACUUGAUGUUCAACAGCACCAAUUUAGAGCUUGGCAACUUGGAAAAUGUGCAAAUAUUAUGGUCUUGCAUCAAUAAAGCGUCAGAUUCGGAUUCAGUUUACCAAGGGAUUUAUAGCUAUGUGACUAUGGGAGCUGAGUGAAGGUCUUGUUGAUUAAACCUUGCUGAUAAUGAAGGAAAACUGUUGUAUAUGAUCUUUGGUUUCUGCUGAACAUGAUGGAUACAGGUUUCAUUUUUACCUCGCUGUUGUUUUCCACCCUCUUGUAAUGUCUCAGAAUGUUACGUUUGAAUAUCAGUUGCAAAAUUAUGUUAUAAUGGAUUCUACAUCACUAUUUUAGUAUUUUUCAAUUUGUCAUAGCACCUUUUUUUACCGAGAUUUCACCUUUGAAGAAAUUCAUGCUCGAUGUUUUUUCAUUUAUUAAUUAUUCCUUUGAAUUAUUAGUGUGAUAUGUUUAGACGCACACACUUAGUGCAGUCGUAUUGAAUGUCUUAAAACUAUAUUGGGCGAAGAAGGCGACCCGUGUAAAAACAGAGAGAAUGUUUGAAAGAAAUUUGUGAUCACGCUGAUUUGUAAAAUUGUAAGGAAGAAGGGGAAUGGAUCAUGGGCUGAUUCGGGGACUUGUUAGUUAAAGAAAAAGACUAGUUUUUGUAUCCCACUAAAGAAAUGCUAAGAACACACUUUUAACACACUUUUAACACACUCUAUCUUAUUGAUUAGAAUUAAUAUAGGUCCCAUGAAAUCUAUGUGGGAUUCACAUGGUUUAAUGGGGACCAUUUCGAAAAUAGUAGGACUGGAACAUAUAAGAAAAUCUAGUGUGUUGCUAGCACUUUUCUUUCUUGCAAGGGUUUCGUUGAGAAAGCAAACUACUCAGUACUCAUUUACACUUUACAAAUUUGAAAAAUUACAUUAUUUAGAAAGAAAAAUCUAUUAUUUGUCUCAAACCAAUCUAUUAUUUUCUCUAUUUCCCGAUCAAUGUCUCUCUUGAUUGAUCUAUCGAUGAACUGAAACCCUCUUGUUUAUCUCUCUCUCUAAAUAUAUCCAGUGAUGUGAGUACUAGUUCUCUACUUUAUUCGUUAUUGCCAUCUGUGUGCUUGAGUUAUUGUGACUUUAUUGUCUGUUGCAAAACAAAGGUGAAAGAAUUAUCUUGAUUCCAUCAAAGGGUUUGCAUUCUUUCAUCUUCCAAUAGGUAGAUAUUUAACUUGUUUUUAUUAGUUUUUGUGCUGCUUGAAUUUUUGUUACUUCAAACUAUGGAGCACACUAGCUACAUUAUAGUUUGCUUCUUGAUCAUAAUAAUGUGUAUUAAUUAAAUUUCAUCGCCAAGCUUUGAUGUGGUCAGAGUGAUCAAACUUAGAUACACCUCUUUGGAUGUCGGGUUACUUGCACUUUUGGUAUAAAUAUUUAUUGAGACUCUUUAAUUAUUGUUGAAACUUGACCUAACAUGCUUGAUGAAUGGUUCCAAAUCUUUGGAGUGUCUGUGAUCAAUUUGGGAAGCUAUGCUCCAUUCCAUCACCAAGGUUGGAGACCAUUGAUUGUAGAUUCUCCUUGCUGCAAAUGCUUUCGAUGUUGAUGCACGAAGUAGGUAGCUUGGCUGGUGAGUUAGGGGACAUGGAAGGAGUUUUAAAGCUAACAUAACUACUAACUUACUAAUACUUUUCUGUCCAAAAAAAAUAAUUUAAUUUUGUUAGUAGAUGAUAUAAAAAUAUCUUAUGAUAUAAAUAUCAUCGUAGUAUAUCUUAAAUUAUCUCAUAUGAUUAGUUUUGUAUUAGACAAAAUUUAGAUGUAGUACCAUAAGUGUUGGAGGUAUGUGGUAAAAAGACAUGCCUUUGACUCGGAGGUUCUGAGUUCAACCCCCACAAGAGCUUUUGGAGGAUGUAAAUACUUGAGCCCUAAGGUUUUUCCUUUCUUGGACUAGAGCAUCAUUCCCUCAACCUAAAUUUCUUCAAUCAAAAUAAAAAUUGUUGGUGGCACUGCUAUCUUGUUAAAAUUGAACAUGUUCAAAUGAAAACUACUGACCCUCUAUAUGAGGCAACAAAGUGCAUAUUUCGAAAUACCAGAAGUAGAGUCUUGUUCGUGUACUAUGGAUGAUCAUACAAUUUAAUUUCCUUGUGAAUUUAUUUAUUUUACUUUACACAAAGGCCACAUUUUGAUGUUCGCUUUAAGUAUCAAAAUAUGUUGGGCCGGCCCUUUACUAAACUAAUUGGUUUCCAUUGAAAUUUUGACAACGAGUUCAACCAAUUUUGUCUCGUAUCAACCUCUUAUAGGUAUUGAUAUUGAUGUUUAAAUAUAAGAAUGAUAUUGAUGAUGUGGUAAUAAAUUGAUGCAUAUAGAUAUUUCUUAUUAGUUGAAAAUACUUGAAUUCUUAAAAUAAAAUAAUAUUCAUUUGGAUACCACAUAUUC